Messenger RNA from Acanthochromis polyacanthus (spiny chromis), 1538 nucleotides. RefSeq names its product sulfide:quinone oxidoreductase, mitochondrial-like. Gene Ontology annotation, cellular component: mitochondrion. Gene Ontology annotation, molecular function: sulfide:quinone oxidoreductase activity; FAD binding. Lineage: Eukaryota; Metazoa; Chordata; Actinopteri; Pomacentridae. Bases 93 to 1457 code for a protein of 454 amino acids. The record is from RefSeq and is a predicted model, not a curated record. The transcript has 9 exons.
UGAACAAAGUGUAAAUGUGGAGAAACAAAUUUGAAAGUGCAUCGUGUUGACAGAUGUUGAUUGUGUCUGAGCCCUACACAAUAUAACUGAGUAUGACCUUAUGUAUGUGCAAGAACCGUGUCCUAUGGUUCAGGCCCAGAAUGGCUGCGCUACGUCGUCUGGGGCAAUGCCCCUCCACGGGCAUCCUUAUCUCCCAGCUUCACACGAGCAGCCGUGCCUCUGCCAAACAACAUUACAAAAUGCUUGUUCUUGGAGGAGGAAGUGGGGGCAUUACAAUGAGUGCACGGAUGAAGAGGAUGAUGGGAGCUGAGAAUGUGGCCGUUGUGGAGCCCAGUGAGAUGCACUACUACCAGCCAAUAUGGACCCUGGUUGGUGCCGGUGCAAAAACUGUCGCCUCAUCAGGUCGUCCCACUGCAAGUGUUAUGCCGUCUGGAGUGAAGUGGGUGAAAUCCAAAGUUCAGGAAAUAAACCCAGACACAAAUACUGUCCGGACAGAUGACGGGACUGAAAUCUCCUAUGAAUAUCUGAUUGUGGGUCUUGGUUUACAACUCCAUUAUGAGAAGAUCAAAGGACUGCCAGAGGGGUUUGAACAUCCAAAGAUAGGGUCAAACUACUCAGUCCAAACUGUGGAGAAAACAUGGAAAGCCUUGCAGAAUUUCAAAGAGGGCAAUGCUGUGUUCACUUUCCCAAAUUCUCCUGUGAAAUGUCCUGGAGCUCCACAGAAGAUCAUGUAUCUAUCAGAUGCCUUUCUCAGAAAGACAGGAAAAAGGGAAAAGGCCAAAGUAAUAUACAACACUUCCCUACCUGUGCUUUUUGGGGUCAAGAAAUAUGCUGACUCACUGUGGGACGUCGUGAAACGUCGUGACCUACAAGUGAACCUCAGGCAGAACCUGAUUGAAGUGCGGGCAGACAAGCAAGAGGCUGUGUUUGAAAAUCUUGAUAAACCAGGUGAAACCAAAGUGAUUAAGUAUGAAAUGCUUCAUGUUGCACCACCAAUGGGACCCCAUUUGGUGAUUAAAGGAAGUCCACUGGCUGAUGAGGCUGGAUGGUUGGAUCUCAACAAAGAGACCCUACAACAUAACAAGUAUCCCAAUGUGUUUGGGAUUGGUGACUGCUCUAACCUGCCCACACCAAAAACUGCUGCAGCUGUCGCGGCACAGUCUGCUAUCUUGAACAGAACGAUCAGCAAAGUACUGAAAAAUGAGAAGCCUGAUAAGAAGUACGAUGGGUACACGUCGUGUCCAUUGGUCACAAGCUACAACACAGUAAUUCUGGCAGAGUUUGACUACAAUUUACAACCACUGGAAACAUUCCCCAUCAACCAAGCCAAAGAAAGGAGACUAAUGUACCACUUGAAGGCUGAUGUGAUGCCUCACCUCUACUGGCAUGGGCUUCUUCGGGGCCUGUGGGGUGGACCAGGACCUUACAGGAAAGUCUUUCAUCUGGGAAUGAAAUGAAACAUCACUAUCAGUUUGCAUAUUUAAACUUAUGCAACAAAAAUGAAGUGAGAAAAAAAAUGCAGUGAUAAUACAAUAGCC